Messenger RNA from Ostreobium quekettii, 438 nucleotides. The record is from the annotation of a GenBank genome assembly. NCBI's taxonomy places the organism in Eukaryota, Viridiplantae, Chlorophyta, Ulvophyceae, Bryopsidales, Ostreobiaceae.
AUGGUGCACUUCACAGGGGGUCAUGUCUAUGCUUCCAUACACAUGCCUGCUGCCAGCUGUGAAUUCCAGUGCGACCAAUCUUCAAGUCUGACUUGCAAGUCAUGUUGCAAAAUUUUGCCAAAAUUUCAAAGGGUCAUGACAUUGUUUGCAAUUGUAAAUAGCAGUGCUUGCUGGCCAGCAACCAUCCUGGUUUCCACUGGGUUCAGGCUUGUUUCCACUCUUAUAAAGGGCAAUCUUGGAAAUGAUGGUGACUGUGUAUAUGUGAUGUGGGGAGGCAGCAAGGUGGAACCUAAAUCUGCUGCCAUAAAUCAGUGCACAGCACACUACAGUAUACAUUAUGGCCUUCACUGUGAUUUGUUGUUCUCUGAUUUUGUGCGAGGAGAGAUGCGCAGAUCUUUCUAUUAUGAGCACGUGCGUGAUGCUGCUCAUAAUAAUUGA